Cylindrotheca closterium is the source of this 969-nucleotide messenger RNA. The record is from the annotation of a GenBank genome assembly. Lineage: Eukaryota; Bacillariophyta; Bacillariophyceae; Bacillariales; Bacillariaceae.
AUGUACUCCACUUUGAUGAACCAAAAGCAACAGCAAGUCAUGAUGGCCACAUCUUCGGCUGCCCCUGCUGCUGCUGCAGCUACAGCUGCCAAAACACCACUUCCCAAAUCGGCCAUUUUCGCAACGGCCGGUAUUGGUGGUUGCAUGGGAUGGUGCGUCGUCCAUCCCUUUAAUACCAUUGCCGUCCGAUCCAACUUGGCCAGUGCGGCUGGACAAACCUUUACGUUAAAGGGGAUGAUUGAAAAACAAGGUCUGAUGAGUGUCUACGAUGGACUUUCGGCGGGUAUUCUUCGUCAAGUCUUUUAUGCGACGACUCGAUUCGGAUUGUUUGAGACUUUUAGGGAUAUGUUGCACGAAUAUCGUGGACAUACUGAUUUUGCAUCUCGUGUCGCGACUGGUCUCGUCAGUGGAGGUAUUGCUGCUUACAUUUCUUGUCCCAUGGAAGUCGCUGUGGUCCGCAUGUCCAAUGAUUCGUCCUUGCCAGUCGAAGAACGACGCAAUUACAAGGGAGUCGUGGACACUGCCACUCGUAUCAUCAAGGAAGAAGGCAUCACUGCCUUUUGGAGAGGAUCCGGUCCCUUUGUCUCCCGGGCCAUGAUGGUCGGUGUCUUUCAAGUCGCCACUUUGGAUCAAUUCAAGGAAAUGUAUUGUUCCUACCUAGGACAAGUCAAGAAUUCCAUCCCCAAUGUCUUUUGCGCCGCCAUGACUUCCGGAUUGGUCUACAGUGUUGCCACCAUGCCACUCGAGGCUUCCAAAAAUCGCAUGGCCAGUCAAAAGCCGGACCCGAAAACUGGUAAAUUACCAUUUACUGGAACCUUUCAAACCUUGGCCAAGGUUUCGUCAGAAAAGGGAUUCUUGGCUCUUUACAAUGGAUUCUUUCCAUACUAUUUGCGGUGUGGUGGACACACUGUUUCCAUGUUUAUUGUGGUCCAAAUUCUAAGAGAUUAUUACAGGGAGUAUGCCAUGUAA